GCGACGCACUUGGCCCUACGUCAUUGCCACGCGCGGGGAGUUUCGGUGGGCGGUAGGUGGGGAGGUUCCAGACAUAGAUCCUCUCUGCUGCUCGCGUAGAUGGCAGAAUGGUGAGCAAGCAUGAGAUCAUGUUGCUGGGGACAUUAAGUUUGGAGAAAGUGACAAUAGGAAUAAAGUUUUGAAGUGACCAAGGGGUUGUCACAUGGAAGGAUUAGACCUGGUUUUAUGUGUUCCUGGAGAAUACUAUCCAGACCAGUGAGUGGAGGUUACUGGGAAGCAGAUUUUAGUUUGGUAGAAGAAUAAAUUUAUGAAUUGCCAAUCUCUGUCUCUGGAGGGUGCAAAGCAGAGACAAUCAAGAUUCAAGGCACUGAUGUUUGAAUUGGAAGCUCCAAAACUUUUAAAAAGAACCCUCAGAAUGGCUUUGAACUGGACAAGCUAAAAAUUUCUUCAAAAUACCGCCUCCACAUUUGUCUACCCCAUUGGGCCUUCUCGGAGACAUCUUUCUGUCAAGCUGACUCUCAUGGCUCCAGACUAGUAGAUUUGACCUUUCUGCUAGGAUUCUCCCACUUUAUUAUAUUCUCUCUCAGAGUUGUAAGAGAUGUAGAGAUAUUCAUGAAACUGAAGAGCCUACAAGGAAGGGAAGUGACACUUUCAUGCUAAAUGAAAACAAAGCAAGUGGCAAUUGUGAUAACACAUGAACCUACCAUGUCUGGAUUCACUGGAUUGUGAAGAAAGAGUAACAGCCACAGCUGGGGACAAAGAAGUGAUACUGAAAAAGUAAAACCAAAAGAAGAGAAUGAGGACGGCUGCCAAGUAAAUGGCCACCUCCACCUCCGUAGAGACAAAGUUAGCCUCUUGGUGGAAUUAUUUUUUUCUUUAUGAUGGUUCCAAGGUAAAGGAAGAAGGUGAUCCAACAAGAGCUGGCAUUUGUUAUUUUUAUCCUUCCCAGACCCUGCUUGAUCAACAGGAGUUGCUUUGUGGACAGAUUGCUGGAGUUGUCCGCUGUGUUUCUGACAUUUCUGGCUCUCCUCCCACUCUCAUUCGUCUGCGGAAACUUAAGUUUGCCGUAGAGGUCGACGGAGAUUACCUUUGGAAACUACUGCCUACUGCAUUGGAGAAGGUGCUGGGCUGUGCUGUAGAGCUCCCUGAUAUCAGCUGCAAGCAGUUUCUGGAUCAGCUGAUUGGAUUCUUUAAUUUUUACAAUGGACCUGUUUCUCUGGCUUACAAGAACUAUUCUCGGGAAGAACUGAGCACGGAGUGGGAUACCUUCAUUGAACAAAUUCUGAAAAACACCAGUGAUCUGCAUAAGAUAUUCAACUUCCUUUGGAACUUGGACCAAACUAAAGUGGAGCCCCUGUUGUUGCUGAAGGCAGCCCUCAUUCUGCAGACCUGCCAGCGCUCACCUCACGUUCUCGCUGGCUGCAUCCUCUACAAAGGACUGAUUGUCAGCACCCAGCUGCCGCCCUCUCUCACUGCUAAGGUCCUGCUUCACCGAACUGCACCUCAGAUCCAGAGACUGCCUACAGGAGGGGAUGCCCCACAGGAGCCUGGAGCAGCAUUGCCCCCGAAUGUCCAUAUUAUCCCUGUUUUUGUGACAAAAGAGGAAUCCAUCAGUCUCCGUGAGUUUCCAGUGGAACAGAGGACUAGCUCUCCUGCAUCUCCAGCAAGGCUCCAGGACAGCUCAGCCCAGCACCCUCCGAAGGCUGGAAGCACAUUUGCCCUGGAAGAAAAUGCCACCGGGCAUGUAGAAUCUGUGGCCUGGAUGUUGGCGACCACCCUGCAGCCUAUGUCCCCUGAUGAAGCUUGGCCGAGUGGCCAGAGGGAGAAUGAACACUUGUUUGUACGUGAUCUGGAGAGCCUUGGGCCCAAUGAAUUGCACAACUCUGCCAGGGGCCAGGGUCCUGGCCCUAGCUGCUCCCUGGUGAAGGAACUGGGCUUUCCUCAUCAGGAGCUGGAUCUGUCUGAAAUCCACAUCCCAGAAGCUCAGGAAGUGGGACUAUCUUCAGAUUGUUUUGCUUUUCCAGUUGUGUGUGUCCCAGAAGGCAGCCAUUCUUGCCACAAAGAAUCUGUCAGUGGCUCAAGCAACUCAGAACCCGUGCUGCCUGAGGAUACAUCUGCAAGCACCCUGCUCUCUCCCUCCGUUCCUGAGAUGCUAACCCAGAAUGGAGCCCCAGAACUGUGCAAAGAUCUUCGUGGAAACAGCAGCCAAGCCUCUGGUCCCAGAGAAGACCUUUUCUGCAGAAGGACUAGCAGAUCCUUGUCACUGCCUCACUUAGACCCAGGGCAGAGAGGAAGUAAGCUUCCUGCAGGAGAACAAAACAUAGAUCAGCGUGUGGAUGGGGCUUGUGGGGGGCAUGCAGCUCCUGGUCUGGAGAGCAGUGCAGGCUUGGCAAACUGUCGGGGUACUGGCCCCUCCGCAGACAGAUUGGACUCCAGGAGAACCUCCUCAGGGUCCCGUGUGGGACUUGUGCGGAUGAACCUCUACACUCACAGUGUUAAAGGGCUGGUGCUGUCCCUGCUGGCUGAGGAUCUGCUGCUGGGAGAUGGUGCAGCCAUAGAGGAGGUGUACCACAGCAGCCUGGCGUCCCUGAAUGGGCUGGAAGUCCACCUGAAAGAGACUCUUCCCAGAGAUGAGGUCGCCUCCACCAGCAGCACCUACAACUUCGCGCACUAUGACCGCAUCCAGAGUGUGCUGACGGGGAACCUGCCAAAGGUGGCCACCCCGCAGGAUCGCCGCUUCCUCCAGGCCAUCAGCCUGAUGCAUUCGGAGUUUGCCCAGCUGCCCUCGCUGUAUGAAAUGACCGUCAGGAAUGCCUCCACUGCUGUGUACGCCUGUUGCAACCCCGCCCAGGAAACCUAUUUCCAGCAGCUCGGGCCUGCAGCACGGAGCUCCGGCUUCCCAAGUCCUCAGGACAGCGCCUUCAGCCUUGCCAGCAAAGCCAAGCAGAAGCUGCUAAAGCAUGGGGUGAACUUACUUUGAACUGCACCCACAGUACGAUGUUCACUAUCCCAGGAGGUGACUAAAAAAGAAUACCAGUGAAGGAAACUGAACCUUUUUUUUUUUUUUUAACAGAAAAGUUUCUUCUAUUUUAUUUUGCUUGGAAUAUUCACCUUCUUAGGAACUUAAUGAUACUCGAGUUUUUGUUGCUCCUUUUGCAGACUGGAUGCAUUUGUAGGGAUGUGGCUCUUCUGGUCACAGACACAGAACACUUGAAAAGAAUGCCAUCACGUUGGCUGUGUUGGGGCCAGGACGUGCUGGCUCCCUAUACAGAGAGGUACAGGGACAGUUAACUUCCCUGUCAUACUAAGCCUGAGGUCUUUGGCAUUUCCAUCCCAGCUAGAACUGGUGCCACAAAAUUACAGGUGAUGUUUUUCUUCUAAAACCUGACUGUCCCGAGUGUUUGCUCAACUCAGUGAAUGGGUAGGCAGCUUUGACUGCCUAUUUGAGGACCCAGGUCUGUCAGCAGGUGGAACUGACGCCCUUCUCAGGUGGGUUUUCUCUGCUGCGCUCUGCUGGGAGACCUGGAGAUUGACAGAGGGAAGCAUUGGCUCUCUGAAUCUGCUUUGUCUGGAUACUCCUGGAACUAAACUCAAUCUAGGGGCCUAGCUUUGGAAUACCUGCAGGUGGGGCAAGUCUUGAUAAUGCAGGAGGGAGUUCAGGCUUUAGAGACUACUUUAUAAAAGCCCUGGGGAGCCUGCGACUUGAGAAUUCAGAGCAACAGAACCAAGCUGGGUUGCCUUUGCUUAGAAGAGGGCUGUGCAGCUGGUUUCUCUUGAGUAUGUGUCCCCAAACAGGAGCUUACAGGUGUGUUUGGGUAAGAGCUGAACUGUGCUUCUCAGAGGGGACUGAAGCCACUCAUUUGUGUGUGUUUGGACUGAUGUGCUGCUCAAAACCUCAGUUCUAUUACAUCAUAGAACUGGAAGUACCUGAGAUUCCAUUUGAGAACUGAGAUGUUAAUAGUGUCAGUGAACUGAUGUCUGAUGCUUGUGGCAUGGUAUCUUUCUCUUUUUUCUUUUUUUUUUUAUUGUUAAAUCAUAGCUGUGUACAUUAGUGCAAUCGCCUGUACCCAUUCUAAGAUGCACCAUAGAUGUGGCCCCACCCAUUACCCUCCCUCCACCAAAACCUCCCCCCUCCCUUCCCCUUCCUUGGCCCUUUCCUCAUAGUCUUGUGCUAUAGUUGGGUUAUAGCCUUCAUGUGAAAGCUAUAAUUUAGCUUCAUAGUAGGGCUGAGUACAUUGGAUACCUUUUCUUCCAUUCCUGAGAUACUUUGCUAAGAAGAAUAAGUUCCAGCUCCAUCCAUGUAAACAUGAAAGAGGUAAAGUCUCCAUCUUUCUUUAAGGAUGCAUAGUAUUCCAUGGUAUACAUGUACCACAAUUUGCUAGUCCAUUCGUGGGUCGAUGGGCACUUGGGCUUCUUCCAUGACUUAGCGAUUAUGAAUUGGGCUGCAAUAAACAUUCUGGUACAGAUGUCUUUGUUAUAUUGUGACUUUUGGUCUUCUGGUAUAAACCUAGUAAAGGAAUUAUAGGAUUGAGUGGCAGGUCUAUUUUUAGAUCUCUAAGGUCUCCAAACAUCCUUCCAGAAGGAACGUAUUAGUGUGCAUUCCCACCAGCAGUGUAGAAGUGUGCCCUUUCCUCCACAUCCAUGCCAACAUCUCUGGUUUCGGGAUUUUGUUAUGUGGGCUACUCUUACUGGGGUUAGGUGAUAUCUCAGAGUAGUUUUGAUUUGCAUUUCUCUGAUGAUUAAGGAUGAUGAGCUUUUUUCAUGUGUUUAUAGAUUGUGCGUCGGUCUUCUUUGGAGAAGUUUCUCUUCAAGUCCCUUGUCCACCCUGAGAUGGGAUCACGUGUAUUUCUAUUAACAAAUACGUUUGAGUUCUCUGUGGAUUCUGGUUAUUAGACCUUUAUUGGAGGUAUAACCUGCAAAUAUUUUCUCCCAUUCUGAGGGCUGUCUGCUUGCUUUACUCACUAUGUUCUUGGCCAUGCAGAAGCUUUUUAGUUUGAUCAGGUCCUAGUAGUGUAUUUUUGAUACUGCUUCAAUUGCCUGGGGAGUCCUCCUCAUAAAAUAUUCACCCAGGCCGAUUCCUUCAAGAGUUUUCCCUGCACUUUCUUCAAGUAUUUUUAUAGUUUCAUGUCUUAAGUUUAAAUCUUUUAUCCAGUGAGAGUCUAUCUUAGUUAAUGGUGAAAGGUAUGGGUCCAGUUUCAAUCUUCUACAGGUUGCCAGCCAGUUUACCUAGCACCAUUUCUUAAAUAGGGAAUCUUUUCCCCACUGAAUGUUUUUAAUUGGCUUGUCAAAGAUCAAAUAAUGGUAAGUAGCUGGAUCCAUCUCUUGGUUCUCUAUUCUGUUCCAGACAUAUAUUUCUCUGCUUUUGUGCCAGUACCAUGCUGUUUUGAUCACUAUGGAUUUAUAGUACAGUCUCAGGUCUGGUAGCGUAAUUCCUCCUGCUUUGUUUUGAUUGCUCAGUAAUGUUUUGACUAUUUGAGGUUUUUUUCUGAUUCCACAUAAAACGAAGUAUUAUUUUUUUCAAGAUCUUUAAAGUAUGACAAUGGAGCUUUGAUAGGAAUUGCAUUAAAAUUAUAUAUUGCUUUGGGUAGUAGGGACAUUUUUUUUUUUUUUUUUAUUGUUGGGGAUUCAUUGAGGGUACAAUAAGCCAGUUACACUGGUUGCAAUUGUUAGGUAAAGUCCCUCUUGCAAUCAUGUCUUGCCCCCAUAAAGUGUGACACACACUAAGGCCCCACCCACCUCCCUCCAUCUCUCUUUCUGCUUCCCCAGUAUGGACAUUUUAACAAUGUUGAUUCUUCCCAGCCAUGAGCAUGGUAU
Molecule: messenger RNA, 5814 nt
Organism: Nycticebus coucang (slow loris)
Lineage: Eukaryota; Metazoa; Chordata; Mammalia; Primates; Lorisidae
Gene: HPS4
Product: HPS4 biogenesis of lysosomal organelles complex 3 subunit 2
Exons: 16
Coding region: 818-2980 (720 amino acids)
Biological process (GO): vesicle-mediated transport
Source: RefSeq, a predicted model, not a curated record